Molecule: messenger RNA, 1353 nt
Organism: Rotaria sp. Silwood2
Lineage: Eukaryota; Metazoa; Rotifera; Eurotatoria; Philodinida; Philodinidae
Source: the annotation of a GenBank genome assembly
AUGUCAAUUACGGAUGAACGAGCAAAACAAGCAUUUCCAGAAUUAGAACAAAUGAUUCAUGAUUUAUAUUCAAAACCAUUACCAGUAAAAUUAUAUCGACGUGCUCGUCGUGAAUAUAGAAAAGUAAAACAUCUCCAGAAAUUGUUAAAUCGUCGACCUGAUAUUAUUAUACGUCGAAUAGAUAAAGGUGAGGGGUUUUAUUUUGGUAAUAAGUCUAUAAUGGAAUAUAAUACAGAAGAAUAUAUGAAUAAAACUGAAGCUUAUCAAGAAGUAACUACUGGUCGUUGUCCUCUAUCCGAUAUUUUACGUUCAACAGAAGCUGUACUUGAUUAUCUUCUCAAGAAAAAAGCAAUUUCCAAAGCUCAACGUGAUAAACUUCUAUCUAAUGUAAACACUCUUGAACUCGCUCAUUUGUAUACAUUACCUAAAGUGCAUAAGCCUGACAUAUCAAUACGACCCAUCAUUUCUGCGCCCAUCUAUUUACAAGUGGCUCAGGAUACUACAUUCAUAAAUAGUAUUGAUGUUGUUCUUAUAUUAGAAAAAUAUACUACCGAUGGUUAUCUUAAACCUACAACAAAGUUUAUUACAGGCGAUGUUGAAAAUCUUUAUACCAUGAUACCAAGAGAAGGUGGCAUUAAUGCAUUAAUACGAUUUUUAGACAAAUGUUCUAAAUAUCGCAAGAUAGGUCCAUUUAAUAUAGAUAUGAUAUUAAAAAUGGCUCGUCUAAUUUUGGAUACAAAUUAUUUUGCAUAUAAAAAUGAAUAUUAUCAUCAAAAACGUGGCGGAGCUAUGGGUUCUGUAUUUACACAAGUCUUUGCCAAUAUUUAUAUGUUAGAAUGGGAGCAAGAUUUAAUAAGAUAUCAAGCAUCCAAACAUGAAAUUUAUGGAAGAUAUGUCGAUGAUAUUUUUAUGACUACAAACGAACCAUUCGAAGAACUCAUAAAAAAACUGGAAGAAGCACAACAGAAAGAUAACAAUAUUAAAAUAAAAUCUACUAUUAAUGACACCUUUUAUUUUCUUGAUAUUACUAUAACGAAUGCAAAUGGUCAAUUGAAAACAUCUAUCUAUCAUAAACCAACUGCUGAUCCAUACUUCUUACCAUAUACAUCAGAUCAUCCACAUCGUAUUCAUCGCAAUAUACCAUAUACUGCAUUAAUACGUGCGGCACGACUCUGUAACAAUCUUCAUGAUUUUCAUAUGGAACGAUUACGAAUCAAAGUAUCACUGUUAUUGAAUAAUUAUCCACCAAAAUUUAUAAAGAAUCAAUUUUUUCAAGUGAAUAAGGCUGACAUUCUAAUCAAAAGAUUCGAUGAAAAAACUUAUCAUCAAUUACAUUACAAAUUACUAUAUUAA